CUCGAACGACCCGUCACCAACAAGAAGAUAGGAGCCUCCAAUCCAUCUCCAAGAAAGCGAAAAAAACCCGGCUUCGCCGGAGAGAGAAACUACAAGGACGCAGCAUCGACCAGCUGGCCGCGACGGAGCCCCCGACGCCGCGUACCGAACAAGAAAAGGGAAAGAACGAAUAAAAUCCAUCAUCCAGAAAUAUGCUACUGCCUCGUAUUAAUCACCGCCUCCUCCUCCGCCACUCUCCCUCUCCUCCGUCCUUCGUUCCCUUCCCCUCCUCCUCUCCUUCGAGGUUUCCGUCCUUUCCUAAGACCGCGUUGCCGGCAUCCAAGCUUGUGUCCGGAGUAAUGACGGCGGCAAUGGCGGUGCGGCCACCGAAGCUCCUCUUCCGCCAGCUGUUCGAGAAGGAGUCCUCCACCUAUACCUACCUUCUCGCGGACGUCGCCCAUCCCGACAAGCCCGCUCUGUUGAUUGAUCCGGUGGAUAGAACAGUUGACAGAGAUCUUUCCGUUGUUAAAGACCUGGGGUUGAAGCUCAUUUAUGCCAUGAAUACUCAUGUCCAUGCUGAUCAUAUCACAGGAACAGGCUUGAUAAAGGAUAGGGUGCCUGGUGUGAAGUCCAUUAUUUCCAAAGCUAGCAAUUCAAAAGCAGAUCUUUUAAUAGAAGCUGGGAAUAAAAUAUGUUUUGGCAGUCUGUUCCUGGAGGUGCGAGCUACUCCUGGUCAUACUUUGGGUUGUGUUACAUAUGUAACAGGAGAUGGGCCUGGUCAACCUCAUCCUAGGAUGGCAUUCACUGGUGAUGCAUUGCUUAUACGUGGCUGUGGAAGGACAGAUUUUCAGGGAGGGAGUUCUGGUGAGCUCUACCAAUCAGUGCAUUCACAGAUAUUUACAUUGCCAAAGGACACUUUGGUGUAUCCUGCUCAUGACUACAAAGGUUUCACUGUUAGUACAGUUGGAGAAGAGAUGCUCUAUAAUCCUCGUCUGACAAAAGAUGAGAUCUGAACUUGCCAUAUCCAAAAAUGAUUGACGUAGCAGUGCCUGCAAAUAUGGUCUGUGGACUGCAAGAUCGGGUGGUAAAGGCCUAACCAUUCCUUUGGCCAGGUCUGGCAGGUUAAAGUCCCGGAAAUACCAUAUGAAAGAAGAUGCGGCUUCAUUUGGUCAGUCAUGUACGUGUCUACAUUAUUGCACUGGUAAUACCUGAUCGUUCCAAGGAGCUUCAGAUAUACCAAACUCCUUGUCAUAAAUUUAAGUGUUAUCCAUCAUCAUGGCGUAUCACUUGCCAUUACCGUUUCUGAUGAAGAAAAUGUACAAAAAGCGCGCGGAAGAAAUAAAAAAGUUUAAAUUAUGUGUAUGGAAACAAACUUUUGCAUCCAAAGAUAAAAGUACCAACAUAUUGCGAA
Elaeis guineensis (African oil palm) is the source of this 1390-nucleotide messenger RNA. Lineage: Eukaryota; Viridiplantae; Streptophyta; Magnoliopsida; Arecales; Arecaceae. The record is from RefSeq and is a predicted model, not a curated record.